UGCUGAUCGACAGACACUGCUCCUUCCUGCACGCUCCGAUCGGCGACGACUCGACUGCCAUCUCCCAAGUCGCCGGUGCCAAUGCUGCUCCAGCCGAUGAACGACCCGCGACAAGCCGUCGUCCCGGCCGUUCAUCCAGUCUCUUGGGUCAUGGGCGCCCGGCGAGAAAACCUGGGGCUAAAAUGCGCGGAUCCCUACGAGCCCAACGUCGGCGCGGACCUCCGGGCCAAGGAGAGGGACCCCAUGGAGCACCCCGACGCCGACUACAUGUCCAAGAUGCAGCAGGGCCACCUGAGCCCGUCCAUGCGCGCCGAGCUCGUGCUCUGGAUGGACGCUUUCGCCCGCCACCUCGGCGGCCUCCCGGAGGGCACGCUCUGCCGCGCCGUCGCCUACCUCGACCGCGUCCUGUCCGUGCGCCCCGUGCCGGCCCACGACGAGGCGCUCCAGCUCGUGGCUGCCGCCGCCGUCUCCCUCGGGGCCAAGCACGAGCAGUUCGCCAGCGGGCGGAGGCUCAACGCCGAAGUCGUCCAGGCGUUCCUGGGGACCACCGUGCACGUGGUGGAGGAGAUGGAGUGGGAGCUCUUCAUGGAUCUCGGCUGCGCCAUGGACGGCCCGACCGCGUACACCUUCGUCGAACACUUCACGAGGUUCUUCGGGCGAGAAGAUGAGUUUUUGGUGAGGUCCCUGGCGCUUCGUCUGGUCAACUUGACGUUGGGGUUUUUCGGGUUCGUUGGGCGGAUCCUGCCGUCUGCCGUGGCUGCAUCGGCGCUGUUCCUCGCCAGGCAGAUCCUCGGCGUGCAGUUGCGCCAUAGAGAAGCUGCUUCCUAGGAAAAAUCAUUAAUCUGUAAAUGACGUGCUACAAGGCCAUGGAGUAGAUGGACUGUGUAUGUGAUGCGCCUUCGGAGAUGUCGUUAUUUGUAAACCCUAAUCAAGGGAAUGUAUGUAUCAUGGAUGAAC
Triticum aestivum (bread wheat) is the source of this 957-nucleotide messenger RNA. Its product is annotated as putative cyclin-F1-1. The transcript has a single exon. The coding region runs from base 82 to 828 and encodes 248 amino acids. The record is from RefSeq and is a predicted model, not a curated record. Lineage: Eukaryota; Viridiplantae; Streptophyta; Magnoliopsida; Poales; Poaceae.